Messenger RNA from Selaginella moellendorffii, 1810 nucleotides. RefSeq lists its product as uncharacterized. The record is from RefSeq and is a predicted model, not a curated record. Bases 37 to 1623 code for a protein of 528 amino acids. NCBI's taxonomy places the organism in Eukaryota, Viridiplantae, Streptophyta, Lycopodiopsida, Selaginellales, Selaginellaceae. The transcript has 2 exons.
UUAGAAGUUUUAGGGUUCUUAGGGCUGUUGGUCGCGAUGGGGAAGCGCAAGAGCGUGAGGAAUUGUCUGCGAAGUGCGGUAGGGCUGGAUCGGACGGACUGGGACUUGGAACAGGUUAGCGAGGAUGAGAUCUCGGCGAUGAAAGGGGCGACGCUCAAAGAAAUUCUCAGCGCGCUGGGGCUGCCAAAAUCUGGCAGCGGGCACGAGCUCCGGGCACGAGUUCUGGAAGCAAAACGAGCUUCUGCUACAAACGUGCAGGUGGGCGCGACGAAAUCUGUUGUGCUGGAGUCUGCUGUUGUGUCGAAUGUCCCUUCUAUUGCACCGAAGCAGUCGGAUUCUACCAGCUUGGCAGCGACGAAGAAAAAGAAGAAGUGGGCUGUGACCGAUCCGUUAGAGAUUCCGCCAAACUGUUACCACAAAGACGUGUUCCAGGCGUGCUUUCCACUCGUGGAGAUUGUCGAGGUUCCCAAAGGCCGGGAGUUUCCAGUGGCAGUGAACAAGUUUAGUGAACCAGUGCUAGACACAGAGGUGACCAGGGAAGCAAGAAGGAUGUGGACGAGGAGAUUCCUGAGCGUCAGUGAUGCAUACUCUGAGCCCCUCAACGAAAACCAGGCGUUCCCGCUGCACUUUUCGUUUCUGGAGCCUCUGAAAAAAUUCACGAGGCUGUCCCAGGCAGAGUUUACCAAGCACGUCCGUGUGUGUGGGAAGCGGUCACGGGAUCACGGGACAUCGGGCAUGCCGUCCAAGAGAGGCAAAGUUGAUGUAGAGGACAACGCCAGCUUAUCCAUCCAGAUGACGGUCGACCCUGUAAACGAGCUCAAUGAAAGUGGCUCCAACAACGCAGGCAUGGAGAUCACGCCAGAAGGGUCAGCAGAGAUGACUGGCGACUUGAGGGAAGAGGCGAAUGUAGCAACCGGAUUCGCAGAUGGUCUGAUACAUGUAUGCGAUGAGCGAGCAUUUGAGCGAGUCAAGAAAAUGGUGGCGACGGAAGAGAAAAGCGUGGAGGAGCUGUCAUCUAUGGAUCCCGACCGCAUUGUGGCGGUUCUCGAGAGGAAGUUUGUUGAAGACAAGCACAAGUUCAAUGCGAGAUACCAAGGUGGGUUUUACGCGGCCAAGCACUUACUGGUGAACCUGAAAAACGGACACGGGCUGCCUGUGUACGUGCUGGUGAUGACUUCUCACACUUGGUCUUACGGGAUUCUGGUGGCUGAGGGAUACGUGACUGUGGGAAGUGAUGGUAGAGUCACCAAGGAGUCGAUGAAGCUGUUCAAGGAGCACCAGGCCGUGACUGGGAAAUGUUGGCACAGCUUUGACAACCUGCAGUCGAUGCUGGCCAAGGGAACUGAGUUCUACAGGCGGUGCUAUGCUGAGAAGCCGGAUGCGAUCUACCCCCGAGGAGUGAUGCUGGUGGGAAAGUUCUACUUGUGCUCGGAGUGGUAUCGGCUGCCCAGCGUCACGCACUCGGGCACUGUUGCUGACGAUUCAUUGCGCUUGUUUGAUGGCCUGAUGAGGCUUGUGUUGGGUGACGUGGUGCUCGGACUGACAGCAGAAGAUUUGGCUGAGCGGCGGCGUGUGAGAAAGCAAAUGCUUGAUGAAAAAGAAAAGGUAUGCAUGCCUUACUAGCAUUUUAAAAGCCUUGUAAUCUUGUAGUCGACUGUCUUGAGUGGUGUCCUCGGUUGGGCAAGCAUUUGAUCCCUAAUACAGCCAGCACUUAGCAAGAAAUAGAAAGCUCCUCAACGAUGUAUUUGGGAUCCGUGUGCUGAUUCAAGAUGCAAAAAGUUUAAUAUACCCGACCCUCGUAAUUUUUGAA